Thermochaetoides thermophila DSM 1495 is the source of this 1059-nucleotide messenger RNA. RefSeq lists its product as uncharacterized. The record is from RefSeq and is a predicted model, not a curated record. Gene Ontology annotation, molecular function: N4-(beta-N-acetylglucosaminyl)-L-asparaginase activity. NCBI's taxonomy places the organism in Eukaryota, Fungi, Ascomycota, Sordariomycetes, Sordariales, Chaetomiaceae. The coding region runs from base 1 to 1059 and encodes 352 amino acids. Gene Ontology annotation, biological process: protein deglycosylation. The transcript has a single exon.
AUGGUGCGGGAAUCAAUCCUACUGGCACUUGUCGCCCUUCCUACUUCGACCCUUUCCUUGCACACAUCUCCAGGCCUGCCCUUCGUAAUCAACACCUGGGGCGGCCCCUUCACAGCAGCCACUGAUGCUGCUUACCUCGCCCUGAUCAACAGCGCAACGGUAUCGGCCCUCGACGCGGUUGAGAUCGGCUGUGCGACAUGCGAGCGCAACCAAUGCGAUGGCACUGUCGGUUUCGGUGGAUCGCCCGAUGAAUCCUGCGAGACGACGCUCGACGCCAUGAUCAUGGACGGCACAACCAUGAAGAGCGGCGCUGUGGCUGGGCUGCGACGCGUGAAGCAUGCUAUUGCUGUUGCUCGGGCUGUCCUGCACCACACGCGACAUUCGUUGCUGGUGGGGGACCUGGCGACGCAGUUUGCGGUUGAAAAUGGGUUUGUAGAGGAGAAUCUCUCGACAGAGGAGAGCAAGAGGAGAUGUGAAGAAUGGAGGGCAAGGAAUUGCCAAGCGAACUACAGAAUGAACGUGGAACCAGAUCCUAGCACAUCCUGCGGACCGUACAAGCCACUUCCGUUAGAUCAGUCGGCGUUGGCAUGGGCCGUUGCACAGAAUCCGGAGCCGCCGUCGCACGACACAAUAUCCAUGGUGGCGAUCCACUCUUCCGGAGCCAUGGCAGCCGGCACGUCAACCAACGGAGCAUCAUUCAAGGUUCCGGGUCGGGUUGGUGACGGGCCUAUCGUCGGGAGUGGAUCAUAUGUGGAUGGUGAUGUGGGCGGGUGCGGGGCGACCGGUGAUGGGGACAUAAUGAUGCGCUUCCUGCCGUGUUACCAGGCCGUGGAGAACCUCCGAAGGGGGAUGAGCCCGACAGAAGCGGCAGAGGAUGCGGUGCGGCGCAUGUUGAGGAAGUACCCGGACAUUUCAAGCGGGAUUGUAGUGGUGAACAAGAAGGGAGACCACGGCGCAGCAGCGUCUGGUUGGACUUUCACCUAUGCUUAUCGCGGCGGUGAAAUGAAUGCAACGGCUGUGGUGACUGUGCCACCGCUGACAGCGAAGGAUGAGCUUUGA